GCGGCGGAGCGUGUUCGGCGAGACACGGUCCGAUGCCGGCCGGCGCGCAGGGGCAUUGUGGGCGCUGCGCUGCCGCCGCUGCGGCUUUCGGCGGGUUCUGUUAAAAUGGCGCCUUAGGCGGCGGCGGGAGGUGUCGCCGGGUCUUGGCGCUGCUGAGCGGCUGGCUGCUUCCUCUCCUCCUUCCGUCCCUUCCUCUGCCUUCCCGCCGUGCCCCUGACUCUGCUGCCCGCUCCUCCCUCACACCGCUUCCUGGGCAGCGAUGGCGACUCCGGACCAAAAAUCCCCCAACGUUUUGCUGCAGAACCUCUGCUGCCGCAUCCUGGGCAAGAGCGAAGCUGACGCAGCCCAACAGUUUCAGUAUGCAGUGAGAGUUAUUGGAAGCAACUUUGCUCCCACCGUUGAACGGGAUGAAUUCCUUGUAGCUGAGAAAAUCAAGAAAGAACUUGUGCGACAAAGAAGGGAAGCAGAUGCUGCUUUGUUUUCAGAACUCUACAGAAAGCUCAGUUCACAGGGCAUUUUGAAAAACAAAUGGUCAAUACUCUACCUCCUGCUCAGCCUUAGUGAAGACCCACGUAAGCAGUCUAACAAGGUAUCAAGUUAUGCCACACUUUUUGCUCAGGCGUUGCCACGAGAUGCUCACUCAACCCCUUAUUACUAUGCCAGGCCUCAGAGCCUUCCACUGAAUUACCAAGACCGCAGUGCUCAGUCUGCCCAGAGCUCUGGCAGCAUAGGGAGCAGUGGGAUCAGCAGCAUCAACCUAUAUGCCCUGAAUGGGCCAACGCCAACUCCACAAUCACUCCUCCCAGGCCAAUCCUAUCAAGCUCCAGGAGUUGGAGAUUGCCUCCGUCAGCAGUUAGGGUCACGUCUCGCAUGGACUCUGACUGCAAGUCAGCCUUCUUUACAAAACACUACCUCAAAAGGCUUCUCAAAUCCUGUCUCCCGUGGUGUGCCCAGGUCAAGGCGAGAUGGGGAUACAAGCGGCUCUGUUGAAAUAACGGAAGCAAACCUUGUAAGAGAUGUUUUGUAUGUCUUCCAGGGAAUAGAUGGCAAAACCAUCAAAAUGUGCAAUUCUGAAAAUUGCUACAAAGUAGAGGGAAAGGUGAGCUUGUCCAAAUCUCUCAGAGAUACUACAAGUAGACUUGCAGAGUUGGGAUGGCUACAUAAUAAAAUAAGAAAAUACACAGACCAGAGGAGUUUGGAUCGUGCAUUUGGACUUGUGGGACAGAGUUUUUGUGCAGCCUUACAUCAGGAACUUAAAGAAUACUACCGACUUCUGUCUGUUUUACAUUCUCAGUUGCAACUGGAAGAUGAUCAGGGUGUGAAUUUGGGACUUGAGAGCAGUUUAACACUUCGCCGUCUUCUAGUCUGGACAUAUGAUCCAAAAAUAAGGUUAAAGACCCUUGCAGCACUUGUUGAUCACUGUCAAGGGAGAAAAGGUGGUGAACUAGCCUCAGCAGUUCAUGCCUAUACUAAAACAGGAGAUCCCUACAUGAGAUCUCUGGUUCAGCACAUUCUAGGCCUAGUAUCCCAUCCUGUACUGAAUUUCCUUUAUCGUUGGAUUUAUGAUGGAGAGCUGGAAGAUACAUACCAUGAGUUUUUUGUAGCUUCAGAUCCUACAGUUAAAACUGAUCGUUUGUGGCAUGACAAAUACACUUUGAGGAAAUCAAUGAUCCCUUCUUUUAUUACAAUGGAGCAGUCAAAAAAGGUCCUCCUAAUAGGAAAAUCCAUAAACUUCUUGCAUCAAGUUUGUCAUGACCAAACUCCAUCCACAAAGAUGAUUGCUGUGGCAAAAUCUACAGAGUCUUCUAAAGAUGCUGCUGAUUUGUUCACAGAUCUGGAAAAUGCAUUUCAAGAGAAAAUUGAUGCAGCUUAUUUUGAGACCAGCAAAUACCUACUGGAUGUUCUCAAUAAGAAGUACAAUUUACUGGAACACAUGCAGGCCAUGAGGCGCUACUUACUACUUGGUCAAGGAGACUUUAUCAGACAUUUAAUGGACUUGCUCAAGCCAGAGCUUGCACGCCCAGCUACAACCUUGUAUCAGCAUAACCUAACUGGAAUCCUUGAAACAGCGGUGAGGGCAACUAAUGCCCAGUUUGAUAAUCCUGAGAUUCUCAAACGAUUGGAUGUUCGACUUCUGGAGGUAUCUCCUGGGGACACUGGAUGGGAUGUCUUCAGCUUGGACUAUCAUGUUGAUGGGCCAAUAGCAACGGUAUUUACACGUGAGUGCAUGAGCCAUUAUCUCAGAGUGUUUAAUUUCCUCUGGAGAGCUAAGCGAAUGGAAUAUAUUCUUACUGAUAUAUGGAAGGGGCACAUGUGCAAUGCCAAGCUUCUGAAAAGUAUGCCAGAGCUCUCUGGGGUGCUGCAUCAGUGUCACGUUCUGGCAUCAGAAAUGGUCCAUUUCAUUCAUCAAAUGCAGUAUUACAUUACAUUUGAGGUGCUUGAAUGUUCGUGGGAUGAACUCUGGAACAAGGUCCAACAAGCACAGGACUUGGAUCACAUCAUUGCAGCUCAUGAAGUUUUUCUAGAUACAAUCAUAGCUCGGUGCUUGCUGGAUAGUGACUCCAGGGUACUUCUCAACCAGCUUCGAGCUGUUUUUGAUCAGAUCAUUGAGCUUCAGAAUGCCCAAGAUGCAAUGUACAGAGCUGCUUUGGAGGAAUUGCAGCUGAGGUUACAAUUUGAAGAGAGGAAAAAACAGCGUGAGCUUGAGGGCAAGUGGGGUGUAACUGCGGCAGAAGAUGAAGAAGAGAACAAGAGGGUGAAAGAAUUUCAGGACUCAAUACCCAAAAUGUGCUCACAGCUGCGAAUCCUCACUCACUUUUACCAGGGAAUCGUCCAGCAGUUCUUGGUCCUGCUGACAACCAGUUCUGAUGAAAGCCUUCGGUUUCUUAGCUUUAGAUUGGACUUCAAUGAACAUUACAAAGCAAGAGAGCCAAGGCUUCGUGUGUCCUUGGGCACCAGAGGCAGACGAAGCUCACAUAUGUGAAACCACUGCUAAGGACUGCACCUCGGUAUCCGAAGGAUGUUGAACCUCCUGUUGGACAAUGCAAUCAGUGUUGACAGAAUGCAACCAAAUCGUGCGUGAUCGGUGUCUGCCAUUUCCACAGGCAACAAGUUCUCAGUCAUGUGAUUGUGUGGCACUCUAGAGCAGAAAGCAAAAAACAGUAGGGUUUUUUAUACACUCAUGUUUCUAGAAUUACCAAACUAAAUGGGGCUGAUUGAACCUCUUCCAGUCAACUUCUGAAACCAUCCUUUUAAACAAAUGCCAAUUUCAUUUGAAGCUUUCUGAGCUCUCGCCGCUGUAACUUCUGUCUGUGUCCAGGAAAUUGCAUCUUUUGUUGAUAGAAAGCAUCAUUUCCUUUUUUUAACGAGAAAAUAAGAGGGUUAUUUUUUCUAUAUAUACUUGUAUUUGAAGAGAGCUUUUGUUAAAGCUGACAGAUUAGGACCCAGACUUACUGUCCUUGUUAAGGAGCUGUACAGCAUUUCGUUAUGCUGAUUUUCAAUGUUGUGAUGUGUUUGACUGCGUGAGAAACUUUGUAUCAGGAGACAUAAACUUCUAUUUAAUUUUUUGUUGUUUUCAAAAUUAACAAACAAAUGCAAAAUUUAGUAGGGAAAUUCUAUGGUUACUGUACAGGUGAAAACUAUAGAAAGCAGAGUGGGACUGUAUUGUACAUAAGGUCUAAAAAAUGAAGUUAAAGCCUUAGUACUGUGAAGGGAAAGUGUAGGUUAAGAUGAAAUUGAAUGAAAUUGUUGAUGUUCAAAGUCCAACCUGUAGAAAGAGACUGACUUGGCUAAUGUUGACUUCAUUCUCUUCCCUUCCCUAUUUUUUCAUUGUAAAUAUUUAUAUAUUGCUGUCCAGAUGUUGGAGAGAGGGGGAUUCUUCUUCUGCAAAGUUGUCAUUAUAUCAGGUCAUUUAUUAUGUUCCACAAGUGCAAGCUUAGAAGAAUAAAAACACGAUUAUCUUUCAAACAAGUGUUUUGCUUUCUGUAGUCGAGAGAUUAUGAUUCUUCCACAGAGUGAGAAAGGAGAAGCUUCCAGUUAGGGAUCUGCAAAUCAAUACACUCCUAUCUAUUACAGGAUUUUCCUACUAGUCUUAUCUAUAGUUAGUUAUGUGCAAUCCAUUAAUUAACAGUUGUCCUCAGAUCAACCAUGUCUGUGGCCUUUCUCACCUUUUGCCUUUAGCGCUGCUGGAACCCUUGGGAAGCAGAGACACCCACCAGGCCGUGCAAGUGAGGCUGCAGUGAGUCAUGUUGGAGGUGAACACUCAUGGAGACAAUGUACCAACUUGCAGCCCUGGACUAGCAGGGCUACUCUGCCCUCUGGACACCAGAAUUCCCGUUACUGGAUGGGUCUCAGAGACCUUGCUUUUGUUUAACAUGUAAGACUUCUAACCCUGUGCCCUCAAAGGACCUGCUAGCUCAACUGCCCUCGUUGGGGUUUAGAGUACUUGCAGGCAGCAUUUCAGCUGUAAGAAAAUAUGGGCUCUGAAGCUUAUGAUACUCUGUGUGCCAAAGGAAAGCUGAAGGAUGCCGAGCUUGGCAACUUCAUCAAUCACUUGACAGACAGGAGCACUCUGUUUUUGUGGGUGUAGUGGGAGCAUAUUGUUUCUUGUAAAGUCUGAAGGAACAAAGCUUAUGUGAUGGUGUUUUGGCCAAAAUUGGUGGGGGGAAAAAAUAGUUUCACAGGCCCUCUUUUGGCCAUUUCUUUGAGAAACAGAGUGCACAGUGAGUUCCACUUGAACAUGAGGAGAAACUUAUUUUCUGUGAGGAUGAAGGAGCCCUGGCACAGGCUGCCCAGGGACGACGUGCAGUCUCCUCUGGAAUAUUUGAAACCCACUUGUACGCGUUCCUGUGUGACCUGAUCGUGGUGAACCUGCUUUAGCAGAGGGGUUGGACCAGAUGAUCUGUAGGGGUCACUUCCAACCCCUACCAGUCUGUGUGAUUCUAUGAUGAUCCCAUGUGUCAUUAGUCCACAGACCACAGAGGCAGCAUCAGUGUCAGAACUAGAGAAGACACAGAGAAAGGUUUAGAUCUCUUCACUGCUAAAACAAAUCCAGCAUUGAAACAGGAACCCGCACUACUGGCCAUACUGGGAACAAUCAUUUUGAGGUGAUUCUGCAGAAAUCUGUCAAUCUGGGAAGAGUUCUCACUGCUGCAGGAGUUGCUCUGACUGCCAGGCUGAUGGGGAUGUUUUGAACACAAGAUACAGAAUACCUGGGCAAGUGAGGAGCUGCCAUUGUCCUCAGUGCUCCGUUGUGGCUGAUGACCAGUUCCUUAUCUCCUAAGCCAGCAGCUGUCAUCUUUAUUUCAGUCUACAUGGUUUUUUGUACCUUUCGAUCCUACGUUUGACACUGAUCAGUUGUAGUGUAACCAGCAAAGCUUGAGGAAACCACUGACUCCUUUUCAAGUAAGAUAGGUUGGUGAAAAACAUAGACAAAAAGAUGAGUCUUUGUGACCAUCUGUUGGCACUAUGGCCAGAUUCUCAUCAAGAGAGUGAAUCAAGAGCUGAGCAUUAAAUGCUUCAAAUUUUCCUUUAGGCUUGGAAAUAACUGUAAUUAAUUAUUUGAGAGCAUCAACACUUCAAGCUAGCACAGAAAAUGAUGACUUGAUGCAUCGAUAAGUAUUUGAAAGGGGAGACAUACAAUAACCUCUCCAGCUCUGCAGGAGAGUCCCCUGGAAGUGGAGAGGAACCCUUCCUGAAAUCUUCCAUAGCUCAGGCAAUGGCAUCCAUUCUCUUUUUCUCAGAGAUUGCUGUGCCUGUACUGAAGGAAGAGCCAUUGCCACUCUGACCGCUGGGCUGAGGAAAGGUUCAGAAUCUCCAGUACAGAGUAACUGGACCAGCUUUGUUGAAAGAUUCCCCUGGAAGUGGAUGGGAGCCAGCAAUGUCACCUUCCAUUUUUAUAGCAAUUUCAGCCACUUUUUUUCCCCUUUACUGAUUUAUGCUUCAACUACAGCUGGAUUCUUCUGUCUUAGAGGCACUAUCAGCAUUACCUAGUGCUGCUUCUCUGCAGCACAAAGCAUGGCUUUCAUGAAAGAAUCUUCAUUGAUAUAAAGGGGGAGACUGGUUUUGUAAAGCUAUUACAGCAGAAAUGCAAGCAGAGCUGCCCGCAGCUAGCUACCUGUGCUCCAGCAUAUGCUGUCUGUAGAAAUGCCGCAUUGCACAGAGUGGCAAUCUGACCAAGAAUGCUGGGAAAGGUGACUCACCCUUUUCUCUUCUUCAGCAGCAAUUUAACCAGGUGACCCAAAGGUGAUUUUGGGAGGAGGAUGUGGGGGAAAAAUAGUGGGAUAAGCUGAUAAAAGGGUCAGUCAUAUGCAAAUAGGGCACUGGUCAGUUUGUUUUUCUAGGCUUGCCCUUCACCUGGUCAGUGCUGUCCUGUCACCUUUGUAAAUCCCUCUUCCUCUGCUUUUGCCUCUUCCUCUUUCCUUUCAUGUGUUAUGAGGUCCAGGUGCAGCAAGUGGAGUAGGGGUGAAGUGUACCUGUGGUGCCAGCAACUGCAGGCCCUGCAGUGAGAGGAUGCAUGUAUCCAGAGGUGAGAGAGUCCCAGGGCCUGCUGCUGGCUGAGUUAUGUGUGUAAGCCCAGCUACUAGGGGGAUCCACCUUUGUACCAAGGGCCUUGCAGAAUGUUGUAUAUUUGAGGAGUUACUGAUAUUGAACAGAGAUCUAAUUGAUCUCUAGAGCUCCUUUCCAAUCUCUGCCAUUCUAUGAUUCAGUGAACAGACAUGUUUGUUCUACUGGGCUUCAUACCUGGGGCUUGAGCAGCCUGAAUGACAGCAUGAGCAGCUAUUCUAUGGGAAUGCCAUUGAGUACCCCGUGCCAGCCCAUCCUGCCGUGGCCAUGGGCUAUGGAAGA
Colius striatus (speckled mousebird) is the source of this 6846-nucleotide messenger RNA. It is a transcript of the gene TUBGCP3, whose product is annotated as tubulin gamma complex component 3. The transcript has 22 exons. Gene Ontology annotation, biological process: mitotic cell cycle; meiotic cell cycle; cytoplasmic microtubule organization. NCBI's taxonomy places the organism in Eukaryota, Metazoa, Chordata, Aves, Coliiformes, Coliidae. Gene Ontology annotation, molecular function: gamma-tubulin binding; microtubule minus-end binding. Bases 260 to 2983 code for a protein of 907 amino acids. Gene Ontology annotation, cellular component: gamma-tubulin small complex; centrosome; spindle pole. The record is from RefSeq and is a predicted model, not a curated record.